Anneissia japonica is the source of this 520-nucleotide messenger RNA. RefSeq lists its product as uncharacterized. Gene Ontology annotation, biological process: homophilic cell-cell adhesion. The record is from RefSeq and is a predicted model, not a curated record. Gene Ontology annotation, molecular function: cadherin binding; calcium ion binding. Bases 62 to 520 code for a protein of 152 amino acids. Gene Ontology annotation, cellular component: catenin complex; membrane. The transcript has 2 exons. Lineage: Eukaryota; Metazoa; Echinodermata; Crinoidea; Comatulida; Comatulidae.
UAAUAUACUCUAUUUAGCAACUCUUGCAAGAGACACAGCAGUGGGUGAAGUUGUUGCGAGAAUGGAAGCUUUUGACCCAGACUUAGAAGAUCAGGACGGAUUGGUAUUUUCACUAACCGACCCUGAUAAUCAGUACUUUGAGAUGGAAUCCGAUGGUACACUGAAAGUUAAAUCUAGUCUUGAAAGCUACCCAGAUAACGAGGUAUCCCUCAGAGUUGAUGUGAGAGAUAAGAAAAAUCAGAAAGCACAGACCUCUGUGACCAUAGUUUUCACCGAUGCAAGGGUCAAUCCACCACAAUUUAUUCAAGACCCCCACCCUGAUGAGUCGGUAUCGGAAGAUAUUGGUGUUCUUACCGUAGUCUUCAGUGCUCGUGCAGUAGCAGCGGAUGGGUCUCCUGUGAUUUAUGAAUUGUUAUCUGGUGAGACAAAAGAGACCAAUAACCCAGUCAAGUUUAAAAUCGACCUUGAAGGGAAUGUGUUUGUUUCAGACAGCUUGGACUAUGAGGACACAACAAGGUAG